This is a messenger RNA of Labrus mixtus (cuckoo wrasse), 8497 nucleotides long. It is a transcript of the gene scrib, whose product is annotated as scribble planar cell polarity protein. Gene Ontology annotation, biological process: neurotransmitter receptor transport, endosome to postsynaptic membrane; neurotransmitter receptor transport postsynaptic membrane to endosome. Bases 935 to 6658 code for a protein of 1907 amino acids. Gene Ontology annotation, cellular component: postsynaptic membrane; postsynaptic density; adherens junction. The record is from RefSeq and is a predicted model, not a curated record. Gene Ontology annotation, molecular function: protein binding. The transcript has 46 exons. Lineage: Eukaryota; Metazoa; Chordata; Actinopteri; Labriformes; Labridae.
CGGCCUGCCUCGGCUCCACAAGGGGAGGGAUGCGCGGCAGUUGCGAGAAGCUCUACCUCUCGCUGUUGCUGAUUUCUCCUGCGUCGCAGUGAAAUAACAUUUACUUGGCAGCUUUUCUCGGAUGCUGCCACGACACAAAAUCGGAAGAAGGUGUUUUCGUGUGUUUUGUUAACGUCGGUGUUUUGUUAACGUCAGCUCCGCACAAAGGCGUCCAGUGACCGACUAGCCGAUGGGAGCUAACGGCUACUAGCUUGCUAACAACACAGCCGGUGAGGAGGACGAGCACAUCCUCGUACACAGCCAUACCCGGGGGGUGGGGGGGGGGGGGAUUAAUCUCUGCUGACUCGCUUCGUGGGUAAUGUUAGCUGUUGUGUCGUAGUAUUUUAUCUCACACUUAUGUCAGGCGUCACUCAUGACUAAGACAAUUAAAUCAACAUCUCCGCAUAGCUGGGUCGCUGGCUGCAUAUUUUUUUUGUAAGCUAGCCAUGACAGAGCUUUCGGUCUCAUGUAAGGAGGAUGUCGGCGGUAGCAAAACAAGCUAACUUUUACUCCGUCUCUGUGAAGAAGUGAGCGCAAGAGUUCAGGACACUCUUCACAUCCCCCAUUCGGGUUCAUGUUGUUUUGUAAUUCCGGGUUUUGGAUGACGCGAAUACGGAGUUGACAAUCCUGCAGCAACACCUGAACUGAAACUGGGGAAUAUCGCGAACACGUCGAAGGGAUUAUUUUUUGUGUCUCUUAAGUGGAUUUUCGGCCUCAUGUCCAGGAUCGUAGUUGGGACACAGUAGAUGAUUUGACACUGGGUGAAGCCCCUCUCCCUCCAGAAACAACACCCUCUCACCCACCGACCUCCUCCCCCCCCCACCACCCUGCUUCAAGCCUCCGAUGCGGAGAUUUCAGUAGCACCGGCAACCCAGUUCCCCUCCGGCGGCCGGACAUGCUGAAGUGUAUCCCCCUUUGGCGCUGCAACCGCCACGUCGAGUCGGUGGACAAGCGGCAUUGCAGCUUGCAGACGGUCCCCGAUGAAGUGUUCCGCUACACCCGCAGCCUGGAAGAGCUUCUCCUCGAUGCCAACCAACUCAAAGAGCUACCAAAGCCUUUCUUCAGACUACUGAACCUCCGGAAGCUCGGCCUGAGUGACAAUGAGAUCCAGAGACUCCCUCCUGAGGUGGCCAACUUCAUGCAGCUGGUGGAACUGGACAUCUCCAGAAAUGACAUUCCUGAAAUCCCAGAGAGCAUUAAGUUCUGCAGGGCAUUGGAGAUCGCAGACUUCAGUGGAAACCCUCUGUCCAGAUUGCCGGAUGGUUUCACUCAGCUCAGAGCGCUGGCUCACUUGGCACUCAACAACGUGUCCUUGCAGACGUUGCCCAACGACAUAGGAAAUUUGGCCAACCUGGUGACGUUGGAGCUCAGGGAGAACUUGCUGAAGUCUCUACCAGCGUCGCUCUCUUUCCUGGUGAAACUGGAACAGCUGGACCUUGGCAGUAAUGAACUGGAACUUUUGCCGGACACUCUGGGUGCUCUCCCUAACCUGAGGGAACUGUGGCUGGACCGCAACCAGCUGUCAUCAUUACCACCAGAGCUGGGAAACCUCCGGAGACUGGUGUGUCUGGAUGUGUCCGAGAAUCAUCUAGAGGAGCUUCCCUCGGAGCUCAACGGCCUCCUGGCUCUCACUGACCUGCUGCUCACACAGAAUCAGCUGGAUAUCGUCCCAGACAGCAUAGGCUCCCUGAAACAGCUGUCAAUCUUAAAGGUGGACCAGAACAGACUGACCCAGCUCACUGAUUCAAUAGGAGAGUGUGAAAACCUCACAGAGCUCGUCUUGACAGAGAACCUUUUACAGUCACUUCCUCGCUCGCUGGGCAAGCUGAAGAAGCUGACCAAUCUGAAUGUAGACCGCAACCGUUUGGGUAGCGUGCCCAAAGAGCUGGGCGGCUGUGCCAGCCUCAAUGUUCUCUCACUGAGAGACAACCGCCUGGGCAAACUGCCUUCUGAGCUCGCAGACGCCACCGAUCUACAUGUGCUGGACGUGGCUGGAAACAGAUUACAAAACCUGCCUUUUGCCCUGACAAACCUCAAUCUGAAGGCCAUGUGGCUCGCAGAGAACCAAUCACAGCCGAUGCUGAAGUUCCAGACGGAGGAUGACGAGUGCACCGGAGAGAAGGUGCUGACCUGCUAUUUACUGCCCCAGCAGCCUUCUCCGAGCCUAGAGAACUUGCUGCAGAACAGCGUGGAUGACAGCUGGACAGACAGCAACCUGAACCGAGUGUCAGUCAUUCAGUUCCAGGAGGAGACCAAGGCUGAGGACGACGACGACGAGGCUGCUGCAGAGCGCAGAGGCCUUCAGCGCAGAGCCACGCCUCAUCCUAGUGAGCUGAAGGUGAUGAAGAAGGUGAUAGAGGAGAGGAGGAACGAGGCUUACACAUCAAGACCUGAUGGAGAAGAUUUCCAUGAUCAACAUGAGAAGAGGCUCAGUGAUCUGUCCAAUCAGAGCCAUGACUCCCAGGUGUCAAACAGCACACUGUCUGCCACUUCCCAUGAGGAAAGACAAAAUGUGGCCUCGCAGAGGGAGGACCUUGUGGACGGCCACUCCCCUCAGGAAGAGGAAGAGCUCGACGAGAUGGAGGUGGAGUACAUUGAGCCCACUGUGCACUUUGCAGAGGAGCCCAUCAUCAGAGGAGGGGAUGAGGACGACGAGGAGGACGGGGAAGAUGGCGGGAGGAGCGACGAAGAGGACGAGAGGCCGGCUAUUCCCGCAGAGAAGCAGCGUCUGAUCAGAAAGGACACGCCACACUACAAGAAGCACUUCAAAAUCACCAAGCUGCCCAAGCCUGAGGCUGUGGCUGCGCUGCUACAGGGCUUCAGCCCCGAUGGCAUGAAUUCCCAGACGCAGGUUGCCGAGGACGAGCAGGACGAGGAGGAUGAGGAGGACGAGCAGAGCUUGUGCACGCCUCUACAGCAUCGCAGAUUGGAGGAGCUUGAGGAGAGCCGGAACUCGGGCAACUCCAGUCAAGUAAAGGGGGUGUCAUUUGAUCAAGUCAAUAAUCUGCUCAUUGAACCUGCUCGAAUUGAGGAGGAAGAGCACAACUUGACUAUCCAGAGACAAACAGGCGGCCUGGGUAUCAGCAUUGCUGGAGGGAAGGGGUCGACACCUUAUAAGGGAGAUGACGAGGGAAUCUUCAUCUCCAGAGUAUCUGAGGAGGGUCCUGCAGCCAGGGCUGGGGUGAAAGUCGGAGACAAACUGUUAGAGGUGAAUGGAGUGGACCUCCAUGGGGCAGAACAUCACACCGCAGUGGAAGCUCUUCGUAGCUCGGGUUCUACGGUUUCCAUGUCGGUGCUGCGCGAGCGCAUGGUGGAGCCAGAGAACGCCAUCACCACCACACCGCUGAGGCCAGAGGACGACUACUUCCCUCGGGAGAGGCGGAGCAGCGGGCUCGCUUUCAACCUGGAGACGACGCCAAGUGGGCCUCAGCAGCGGCUCUCCACCUGCCUGAUCCGAAACGACAAAGGGCUGGGGUUCAGCAUCGCCGGGGGAAAAGGCUCCACGGUUUACCGCACAGGAGACACGGGAAUCUACAUCUCUCGCAUUGCUGAAGGUGGAGCAGCACACAGAGACAGCACACUGCGUGUAGGCGACAGAGUCAUCUCUAUCAAUGGUGUAGACAUGACAGAGGCCAGACAUGACCAGGCAGUAGCGCUCCUUACUGGCACUUCCCCCACCAUCGCCCUGUUGGUGGAGCGAGACCCGAAAGCACCAGGGGGCUCUCCAGGUCAGUCCCGGGCACGAGCCCACUCCCCUCCACCCCCAGAGCCCUCGGAUUCCCCCGACCAGGAAGAGGAGGGCCUCUCGAUUCACGGGAACCACCUGAGCCAAAUGGAGGACGAGUAUCCCAUCGAGGAGGUGAUCCUGAUGAAGUCAGGUGGUCCUCUGGGUCUGAGCAUUGUGGGUGGCAGCGAUCAUGCCAGCCACCCGUUUGGCGUCAAUGAACCCGGGGUGUUUAUAUCGAAGGUGAUCCCUCAUGGCCUGGCAUGUCAAAGUGGACUGCGAGUUGGGGACCGGAUACUAGAGGUGAACGCCAUCGACCUGCGUCACGCCACACACCAGGAAGCUGUGCGAGCACUGCUGGCCAACAAGCAAGAGAUCCGGAUGUUAGUACGGAGGGACCCCUCACCACCUGGGAUGCAGGAAAUUGUGAUCCAGAAGCAGCCAGGGGAGAAGCUCGGCAUCAGUAUACGUGGAGGGGCAAAGGGUCAUGCGGGAAACCCCUUUGAUCAAACAGAUGAAGGCAUCUUUAUCUCAAAGGUGAGUUCGACCGGGGCGGCAGCAAGAGACAGCAGACUGCAGGUUGGCAUGCGUAUCCUGGAGGUGAACAACCACAGCCUGCUGGGGAUGACACACACGGAGGCGGUGCGAGUGCUCAGAGCUGUAGGAGACUCUCUGUUCAUGCUGGUGUGUGACGGCUUCGACCCUCGAAAAGUGGCUGCUGUAGAGGCGUCUCCUGGCAUCAUUGCUAACCCAUUUGCGUCAGGCAUCGUCCGUAAGAACAGCAUGGAGAGCAUCUCUUCUAUAGACCGAGACCUGAGCCCAGAGGAGAUAGACAUCAUGCAGAAGGAGUCUGAGAUGGUGAGAGAAACGUCGCAGUGGGAGCGAGAAGAGAUGGAGAAAGUGGAGCGUAUGCGUAUGGAGCGUGAGGAGGCAACUCGCCUGCUAGAAGAGGAGACAGAGAACAUCGGCACUGGACCUCUAAAACUUGACUACAAAACCCUGGCUGCACUGCCCACCACCAGUCUGCAGAAGGUUAACAGGGGUUCCUCCUCGGACUUCACUCGGACGGACAGCCCAAUCAGGGAAGCGCCAUACUCGCCCACAAUUCAACCGCCCGGCCUCCACUCUUCAAACAGCUCCGUCUGUGCAGGCAGGGAGACCCGCUUCGCAAGCAUUCAUUACACCUCCACUCCUAAUGCCAGGGAUGAAACUUCAUCAUCAACGCGGCCGGGUGCCAUCCAACCUGUCGGGCGUGUUCGUCAAAGUACCUCCCCCGCCACUCCAGAAGGCCACAGUCCAAACCCCUUCCAGCAUGGCCCCUCCCCCUUCAACUCCCAGACCUCUCCUCGCGCCCCCUCCCCCACCUCGCCCGACGAGUUCCCCAUGAAUGUCAAGCAGGCAUACAAGGCAUUUGCCGCCGUGCCUCGCUCACUCGCAGUGCUGGAGCCUCCGCAGGAACUGUACGGUGUGAGGAACAAUUUCCAGCAGCCUUCUCCAGAGCCUGAGUUGAUCAACGAGGUGUUUGAUGAUGACAUAGAUGGUCAGGAUGGAGCUGGUAAAAGUCCGUCCAACAAGCCCUCCCCCCGCAGGGAGUAUAUGAGCCUGGCAGCAGUGCCUCGCUUCUCCAGGCCGAGCAUGGAACUGCAGAGUCCUUCUCCUGGCGGUAAGGGCAGCCCGGAGCAGCGUUCUUUCAGGGACAGACAGAAGUAUUUUGAGAUCGACGUGAAACAGCAGACACCAGAAAAACCUAAACCUCGAGUGUCUCUUGUUGGAGAAGAUGACCUCAAGAAAAUGAGGGAGGAAGAAGAGAGGAAGUUUGAGCAGCGGGCGAGGGAGUACCUGAUGGAUGAAGAUGAGGAGGAUGAGGAGGAGGACCUGGCUAAGCAGAUGGCGCAGAUGAAGGCCUCUGGCAAAGUGCUGCUGGAUGGAGUGGAGUACAAAGUGGAGCCAGCUUCUACCCCAUCGCAGCACUGCUCCACACCACCCAGCUACAACGUCACACCGCCCAGCUACUGCGGCAGCUCAGGGCCUUCAUCUGUGGAUGGAAAGGGAGACUCUCAGAGGAAUUCAUUGGAGGACAGCUUCAGGCUGGAGCAGAGGCCCAACUCCAUGGCAGGUCUGAUCCCGGUGUACCCUGGGGAGUCAGCUGCUCCCAUCCGCACAGCCAAAGCCGAGCGCAGACAUCAAGAGAGGCUCCGGAUGCAGAGCCCAGAGCUGGCUGUGGCCCUGGACAAGGAUCUGUCCCCUGCUGAGAAACGAGCUCUGGAGGCUGAGAAGAGAGCCAUGUGGAGGGCCGCGCGGCCUUACGGCCUAGAGGAGGAUGUUAGGCAGUAUGAGCAGGACCUGGCUAAGAGACUCUACCAGGCCAGAGUGAGGGCGUCUCAGGGCACGGCCGAGCCCCCCCAGCCCCCCACCUCCUCUACUUCCUCCUCUGCUGCCUCCCAGCUCAGAAUGAAGUCCCUGGAGCAGGACGCACUAAAAGCCCAGAUGGUCAUCGCCAAGUCUCGGGACGGGAAGAAACGCGGCACACUAGACCAGCUGACGGAGUCGCCCUCGCCCGCCCCCACACCCUCACCCACACCUAUGGAUGAGCUCAGUCCUCGGGGACUUACCUCUCCAGGCAGACUGUCCCUGUCGUCAAAGAAGUUUGACUACCGACAGUUUGCCGCCAUUCCUUCUUCCAAACCCGUAUACGACAUCCAGUCCCCUGACACAGUCGAUGACAUGCAGUUCAUUGAUGACGGAUCCAGCAACCCAGGGCCAGCUGCCAGCCCUGAGUCCGAGGUUCCCGCCCAGCUGCCUGCCACCUCAGCCCUGGAGGAGAUGGCUCUGUACAGCAACAAGCGCAAACUGAGGCAGGGUCGCCGCAGCCUGGAAACCGCCGUGCCCACGUAACACCUCACACUGAGAGAAAACUCUGGAGACAUGAUCCAAACACACACACUUGUACACACACUGUGGACACUAGUAAAGCAUUGGAGCAUCCCCAGGAGGUGCAGAGUCACAAAACACUACACAGUGUCAGUAGAAGAGAUGUACUCUCCUAUAUAACCACUGCAGAGACAACGAAGAUCAUAGUCACAUACACACUCACUUAUAUCCUGCGUGCCAGUCUUGCCUAUACAGUCUGUGGAUGAGCUGGCAAUUUGCUCAACAGUCCGUCAAAGGGCAAAAAAAAAAAAAAAAAAAAAGCUAGUGUGGUUAGCUAGGAUUGCUACUUACAGACCAUUCUUCUUUUUGUUCUGCACUCAAACGUUUUCCAUGUAGACGCUGAUGUAUUUUUAAAAAAAAAAGGAGGUGACAGAAGAGUUUAGUUUUUAGUUUUCACACCUCGAAUGAUUUUACUGUUUUUAAAAAAAGAAAAAAAAAGACAAAGAAAUACUGGAAGAGAAAAGAAAUGGGUCAUAGCUAUAUUAACCCCUUGAAUGAUAUUUUUAGAAUUUCCGUGAAUAGAUUGUAAAGUGUCAGGGCUCUCUUUAGGACUUGGGCAGACGUGAGUGUAAAUAUUAAUUUAGGAGGGAACAUCCUGCUACCUUCAUGGUCACACAAAACAUGUCUUUUAUUUUGCACUGCCACUUGUCAGCUUUUUAAACAAUGUGUAUCUUAAGUAAUUUAUUGUUUUGAUCAUUUCACUCCAAUUGAAGGCCUUCUAUUUGACACUAUUUUAGCCCCCCAGAGGCGUGUUGUAUGUUAUCGUUUAAACCUUUUCAAUUGAAGUUAUGAACCAGUAAGUUAAACCUUACAAGUCAUGAAUUGCAUAUCAAUUGACAUAUAUAUUUCUUCAAUCAGUAUACAUUCAUUUUGAUACGUUUAUCUACUCAUUAGAUUGUUUGGGGCAAAGUUUCCCCUUUGUAGAGAGACUACAUAUCACAUCAAAUAUUCAAGCAUCAUUUUAGAACCAAAUGGUACUACCGUGUCCUGUUUUUCACCUCAUCAAUGUCAAAAGUUUUUAUUUCUAUCCUGAAAUAUCCGGAGGUUUUUCCGGAGUGACGUGAAGGUAGCAGGUGUUUGAUUUUCUGUCUGGUUAAUUUAAAUCUGAUGCCACUGAAAAAUCAUUUAUUAUUGUGUGAAUAAUGUACAAAUGCUGAAAGGAAAACUAACUUUGGGUUUGAAAUCUGAGCCAGUCUUGACCUAAACCAAGCACGUGUCCGAGCUGCUGACGCAUCUGGGUUUGGACGGGCUUGGUAUCCGACGCUCUCUGCGUGUAUAUUGGUUUGUUAAUGGGAGAGCGGAGAGAGGCGGAGCUGAUCAUGAAUCUCUCACAUUGAUCUCGUUCAUACAUUCAGCUCACUGCUUUACAGACCGUCAGUUUAUGUAUGUGAUGGGUAUUUUUGCAGAAUCACGGCUUAGAAGCGUUUCUUUUAAUUUAAUGUAGGGUCUUCUAAUUAUAGCUUUCUAUGUUGCUCUCACUGACUGAAAUUCAGUUUGUUUGAUAACCUUUGCAAUGGCUGAUAUCUUCUUUUUUUUAAAACUUACUGUAGGUAAUCUUUUUUUCAGAUGGGUUUCACUACAUUAUUAAUGAAGUGUUUCAAGUUUUUGUGUUUAUUCUUUUGUCUUGAGUUCUCUUCGGGGGCUUUUCUUGCAAACAGGUCGGAGGGAAAGGGUCAGAGGUCCCGGGGUCAAGGGUCAAGGGUUAGAGCUCACACAAGACUGUAACUAGUGAAUUUGUACAACCAAAGAAGUAUAUUUUGUGGUUCAGGAAUAAUAAAUUUUACUUUUCAUUUAAGAAGCUGA